ACCCAAUUCUGAACCAGUCAGAGAUUUGCCUAAAUGCCUGGAAAAACACAGCAUGCAUUCAAUGUAAGACGGCUUUGCCAUGCGGACUCUAUCACGGAUAAGAGACAAAUGAGAUUGUCCUAGAAAGUUGGUUUCUGCAUUUCUAAGAAAAUGAUGUCCAAUGGGAACUUAUGUUUCCACUAUAAGACUGUGAUUUGGAUUGAAGCUGCAAGUGAGAACCUAUUUAAUGCAGAAUAAAUCACAUUUCAGGGAAAAAUACAGAUGCAAGCCAUAGCAAAUAUUAUGAAUCCCUUACAUAUGCAUGCAUUUCCUUGUGGUCAUAAAGCCAGGAUGAAAAUUUGCAUGAGAUACAAGGCCAAUGGAGGGACUGGAGCAGACAAAUGCUGUGAUUAAGAUGAAGCAGAAGAUAUGUCAAGAAACACGCUACUGAAAUCUGUUACAAAUCACUUCCAGCAAACAAAAAAAAAAAGACUGAAGAUGGUAAUAUCAGACACUGCAGUGACAUGAAGAGUUACUAAAGAGAGCUCAAGACACAACACUGCAGAAUAACGCCUUGGAAUGUCCUCGCAGUGUAUAAACAAUUGUCCUUGGGAGAGAAUAUUUGUCAGGACCUUUGCAAAGCCUGACAUAUGGAAAUCUGAGAAACUGCAUUUCUCAUCGAGAUCCCCACCAACUGACCAGAGAAAGAUUUAACUGUCCUGAGAAGGCAAAAGUGGAACUUGCAGUUCAAAAAAAAAACCAAAACCCAACAAAAUAAAUCAACACUUACGUAAAGAAGCACAAGAAUUUGCUCUUGGGCAGCAUGGUAUUUGCCAAGAACCUUUUAAUCCUGGCACUAUGUGGCUUGUUACUAGAGUUACCUACUGGAUGUCAUGCAACAGAUACAAGGCAGCCAAGGUUACGUCUGUCACAUAAAGAGCUCUGGGAUUUAAACAGGACAUCAAUCUUUCGUAGCCCAUUUGGAUAUCUUGGUCUUCAUGUAACGCUGCUGGAUGAGUAUCAAGAGCGACUGUUUGUGGGAGGAAGAGACCUUGUGUAUUCCCUCAGCUUAGACCGAGUCAGCGAGAACUACAGAGAGAUACACUGGCCUAGUACACCCCUGCAGGCAGAAGAAUGCAUAAUUAAAGGGAGGGAUGCUAAUGAAUGUGCAAAUUACAUCCGGGUCCUUCACCGUUACAACAGGACACACCUGCUGGCUUGUGGUACAGGGGCUUUUGAUCCCCUCUGCACUUUUAUCAGAGCUGGACAUCAAUCAGAGGAUCAUCUGUUUCAACUGGAAUCGCACAAAUUUGAGAGAGGACGAGGCAGGUGUCCUUUUGACCCCAAUACCUCCUUCACCUCCACCUUAAUUGGGGGUGAUCUGUUUGCCGGUCUCUACAAUGACUAUUGGGGAAGAGAUGCUGCUAUCUUUCGUACUAUGGGUCGUAUGCCUCAUAUUCGAACUGAACCUGAUAAUGAACAUCUCUUGAAAGAACCAAAGUUUGUUGGUUCCUACAUGAUUCCUGACAAUGAAGACCAUGAUGAUAAUAAAGUUUAUUUCUUCUUUACUGAAAAAGCAAUGGAAGCAGAGACUGGCACUCAUGCCAUUUAUACUAGAGUGGGCCGUAUGUGUGCGAAUGAUAUGGGAGGACAGCGAAUGCUGGUGAAUAAAUGGAGCACUUUCCUCAAAACCAGACUGAUCUGCUCUGUGCCAGGAAAGAAUGGAAUUGAUACACAUUUUGAUGAAUUAGAGGAUGUGUUUUUGCUACACACACGGGAUAGCAAAAAUCCAGUGAUAUUUGGACUUUUUAACACAACAAGCAAUAUAUUCAGAGGAUAUGCUAUAUGUGUCUACCAUAUAGCUAGUAUCCGAGCAGCUUUCAAUGGCCCAUAUGCUCAUAAAGAGGGACCUGAAUACCACUGGGCUCUUUACGAAGGAAAAGUACCCUAUCCCAGGCCUGGUUCAUGUGCCAGCAAAGUGAAUGGUGGUCUCUAUAGUACCACCAAAGACUAUCCUGAUGAAGCUGUCCGUUUUGUGAGAAGCCAUCCAUUGAUGUAUCAGCCUGUCCGGCCAGUGCAUAAAAAGCCAAUACUUGUUAAAACAGAUGGGAAGUAUAAUCUCAAACAAAUAGCAGUGGACAGAGUGGAAGCUGAAGACGGGCAAUAUGAUGUCUUGUUUAUUGGCACAGAUAAUGGGAUUGUGUUGAAAGUCAUUACAAUUUACAACCAGGACACAGAAUCAAUGGAAGAAGUGAUUCUUGAAGAACUUCAAGUAUUCAAGGUGCCAGUUCCUAUUAUUUCUAUGGAAAUUUCUUCAAAGAGGCAACAACUCUAUGUUGGAUCCGAGUCUGUCGUGGUGCAAGUGAAGUUCCAUCAGUGUGACAUGUAUGGCACAGCCUGCGCGGACUGCUGCCUAGCUAGGGAUCCAUACUGUGCUUGGGAUGGGAUAUCUUGCUCCCGAUACUACCCCACAGGAAUCCAGGCAAAGAGACGUUUCCGCAGACAAGAUGUUCGACAUGGAAAUGCAGCUCAGCAGUGUUUUGGCCAGCAAUUCAUUGGAGAAGCUCUGGAGAAGACUGAAGAGCGACUGGUCUAUGGAAUAGAGUAUAAUAGCACACUUCUGGAAUGUACCCCUAGGACAUUACAAGCAAAGGUGAUCUGGUUUGUACAGCGAGCCCAUGACUCCAGAAAAGAAGAGGUAAAGACAGAUGACAGAAUAGUCAAAAUGGACCUUGGCCUCUUGUUUCUAAAACUGUAUAGGAUGGAUGCGGGAACAUAUUUCUGUCAGACAGUGGAACACAGCAUUGUUCAUACGAUCAGAAAAAUCACCCUCGAGGUGGUGGAGGAAGAACGUGUAGAUGAGAUGUUCAACAAAGACUAUGAGGAGGAUGUCACUCAUAAAAUGCCAUGCCCAGUGCACAGCAGCAUCCCUCAAGCAUCAAAGCCGUGGUACAAAGAGUUUCUGCAGCUAAUAGGCUACAGCAACUUCCAGAGGGUUGAGGAGUAUUGUGAAAAGGUGUGGUGCACGGAUAAGAAGAGAAAAAAGCUAAAAAUGUCCCCAUCCAAGUGGAAGUAUGCCAACCCCCAGGAGAAGAAAACACGCAGGUCAGACCAUUACCGCCUCCCCAGGAACACUGCUGACUCUUGAUGGACAAAAUCUAUUCACUGUUUGUUGGAGAAUUUUUAUUUGGACCUAAGGGAUAAGGGGAAAUAAAUCUUGGUUUUGGGUAACUGAAACAGGUUUAUAUAUAAAAGAAAUAAUAGGACUGAAAACAGAAGAGUAUUAUGGUAAGUUACAGCUUACAUUCAUGAUGACUGUUCAGAAGCAUUUAAAAAAAAUCUGCUUAAGUAGCUGUUUCUAAAUAGGUCAUUGCAUACAGAGUUUUCCUUUUAAGGACAACUUCAUAUUUUUGAGUGCUUUAAUGAGUUUCCCAUACAGACUAUGUUUAUGCUGUAUAUUGUUGCAUAUUAUGGGGAUAUUGAAAUCAACUCAAAUAGCUGCACA
Alligator sinensis (Chinese alligator) is the source of this 3484-nucleotide messenger RNA. RefSeq names its product semaphorin 3E (gene SEMA3E). The transcript is spliced from 21 exons. NCBI's taxonomy places the organism in Eukaryota, Metazoa, Chordata, Crocodylia, Alligatoridae. Gene Ontology annotation, biological process: semaphorin-plexin signaling pathway; neural crest cell migration; negative chemotaxis. The record is from RefSeq and is a predicted model, not a curated record. Bases 803 to 3127 code for a protein of 774 amino acids. Gene Ontology annotation, molecular function: chemorepellent activity; semaphorin receptor binding.